UACUUUUUAUGUAAUACGACACGUAUAUGUGUCAUCAAUGCUUCAGUCUAUGACAAAAAAAACUUGAACAUCACGUUUUCCCCAUUUAAAACGAAUUAGGCCAUGGCGGAACCAACAAUAGGGAGCACAUGGAGCACGUCGAGGGGAUUAAUUUGAGUCACCGGAAACGGAAGUUUGUUUUCACAACGCCAGAAGUUUGGUAACGCAUCAAAGGUUUUAUUUUUUAUCUUGGCUUGUCUUUGUCUAGCUACUGUGUCGUGUUUUGGUUGAAUUGAGCUCAAAUUUAUUGGAAAAAUAAACUAAAAUGACUAAAGAAAAGCGAGACAGAAGAAGGGAGUCUCCAGAACGGCAGCCCGAAGUGAAGAUAAAGCAGGAGAAACUGAGCCCGAGUAGCACUAGCAGGCCACACAGAUCACGCAGUCCACAGGGGAGACGAGCUAGCAGGUCACCUGCCAGGACAAGGGACAACUCACCUGGUCGAAGGGAGACUUCUCCAGCGAGAAGAAGCAGCAGAUCUCCCAGAAACAGAAGAAGCCGCAGCCCAAAUCGUGGCAGUGAUGUCAGAAUAAAGCGGGAGCGGGACGAGCGUUCAGCAAGCAGUGAUGAGCGAAGGCGGAGGAACGAGCAGCCAGAAGACAGGCGGAGCAGAUGGGAGACAGACCGGCCGAGGGACAGAGACCGCGGAGGAGAAAGACGCCACGAGAGAAACGCACUCGAGUCUCAGCAAGCUGAACGACGGCAACACAACGCAAGACGCAGGGAGAACCGCCAGAGGCGCGAAGAAAACCAAGAACACGAUUUCAGCCAAUCUGAAGAAGGGGACAACAGCUCGAGUGCUCCUCCUGCCGAGAAGGAAAAGCCCAAUUUUGAACUGUCUGGAGCGCUAACGGAGGACACCAACACGUUCCGCGGCGUGGUGAUCAAGUAUAACGAACCACCUGAGGCUCGCAUCCCGAAGCGCAGGUGGAGAUUGUAUCCCUUUAAGAACGAUGAGCCCCUCCCCGUCAUGUACGUCCACAGACAGAGUGCCUAUUUGUUGGGACGUCAAAGAAAAAUAGCUGAUAUUCCCAUUGACCACCCAUCAUGCUCCAAGCAGCAUGCAGUGUUCCAGUACAGACUGGUGCAGUACACGCGAGCGGACGGCACCACCGGCCGCAGAGUACGGCCUUACAUUAUUGACCUGGCUUCUGGGAACGGCACGUACCUGAACAACCAACGGAUUGAGCCCCAGCGGUACUACGAGCUCAAGGAGAAGGAUGUUCUCAAGUUUGGGUUCAGUAGCCGUGAAUACGUACUGCUGCACGAGUUCUCCGACACAAGCGAAGUCGAGGCCAAGCAGGAGGAGGAGGAGGAGGACGAAGAUGAAGGUGUUGAUGCUGAUGCGUGAUUCACAAACACUCAUUUAGUUUGAAGAAGAUCAAGAAUGUUAAGACUUUUUUCAGCAGGGAAAAUGAUAAUGAUAAUAAAAAGAAUAUGAUUGGCUAAUUUUGUAAAUGCCGUUGUGAAAGAAUUCUUGCUCAAACCUGCCAAAACUCUCAAAGUUGACCCUUAUUCUCAGGUUUGUGAGAUGCAUGACGCAGCUUCUCACCGUCAGAUGGACACAUCCAAAGUUACAAAUAUAUUUUUGGAUCAAACCACAAAGUACAACAUUGUUUCUUGUCUACAGCCCCUCAUAACUUUAUGAUAGAGGAAUUUUAAUUCUUUUAUUUUUAGUCAACAUUAAAAAUUUUGCUUUUGUGAUGUAGUUCAGGGAAAAUGAUUGUGCUUUUUUUUUUUUAUUAUUUUAAGCGACAGUUAAGUGUAUCUUUUAAAAGUCACUCAGUUUCUGUCAGUUCAGAAUUUAUUUUUUAUUGUAAAUAUUAAAAUCAAGAUUAUUUGAACAGUU
Oryzias latipes (Japanese medaka) is the source of this 1885-nucleotide messenger RNA. It is a transcript of the gene snip1, whose product is annotated as Smad nuclear interacting protein. The record is from RefSeq and is a predicted model, not a curated record. NCBI's taxonomy places the organism in Eukaryota, Metazoa, Chordata, Actinopteri, Beloniformes, Adrianichthyidae. Gene Ontology annotation, molecular function: protein binding.